This is a messenger RNA of Cucumis sativus (cucumber), 5906 nucleotides long. Its product is annotated as dicer-like protein 4. Gene Ontology annotation, biological process: siRNA processing. The transcript has 25 exons. The record is from RefSeq and is a predicted model, not a curated record. Gene Ontology annotation, molecular function: ATP binding; ribonuclease III activity; RNA binding. Gene Ontology annotation, cellular component: nucleus; cytoplasm. NCBI's taxonomy places the organism in Eukaryota, Viridiplantae, Streptophyta, Magnoliopsida, Cucurbitales, Cucurbitaceae. Bases 653 to 5629 code for a protein of 1658 amino acids.
AAAGAAACGGCGACGACCACCGCACGACCUUCCAAGAAAGAACCACAGCUUAUAUCGAUAGUACGAAGACGAAGCAAAGCAACCCUCUUAAUUACUAUUAUUAUUAAAAAACCAAAAGCAGAUUGACUUUGCCAAACGUUUUUUUCCAUGAAAGAGAACUUGGGCGAGACCUUGGAAAACCUCGCGAACAAGCAAUGAAACUUACAUUACCAAGAAGAAACCCCGGUUUUCCGUUCAGUGUACACAAAUUUCUAUGAACAAACCCCACAAUUUGCUUUUGAAUCAUCACCUUCUUCAUUGCUCAGAGGACCGACCCCUAUUCCAUUCAGUGGUGGUAGUAACUUCUAGUGGAAGGAAAUUAACUUGCUCACUAAGUUUGGAGUGACUGUAUAGACUUUUUUUUUCUGGGUCUUGGCUGCUUGUGGUCUUCUUCUACAACGGGGGUCCCACUCAUUGUACGGAUAUUCGUGUGCCCACCCAGAAACCAAGACAUUAUUCGCAUAAGGAAGCACGUAGCGUAGUGUUUUUUCAUUUUUACAGACUCUCUUCUUCUGCCGUGCUCUGCUUAUUCCAGUAUCUGACAAGCUCAUUCAUCUCUGUGGUGUCUUCCUUCUUUUCCAUUUUUUUUUCUUUCUACUUGGAGUUGGGUUUUAUGAUGCCUGAUGGGGAGACCAAUCCUACGACUGAGGUCAGCGACAAUUUUCGACCCACUAGUUUUGUGCCGGUCGAGAGAUUAAUGGGUCCGUCUUUGAUGAAUGAUCAGGAUGCGGGUUCAAGUACAAGAACAUCAGAGAAAGAUCCCAGGAGAAUCGCAAGGAAAUAUCAAUUGGAGCUGUGCAAGAAAGCUUUGGAAGAGAAUAUCAUUGUGUAUCUUGGGACAGGCUGUGGGAAGACUCACAUUGCUAUUCUCCUGAUAUACGAGUUGAGCCACUUAAUAAGGAGUUCACAGAAUGGUAUCUGUGUGUUUCUGGCUCCUACAGUUGCUUUAGUUCAACAGCAAGCAAAAGUUAUAGAAGACUCCUUAGAUUUCAAAGUCAGGGUCUACUGUGGAGGUUCCAAAAUCUUGAAUAGUCAUUAUGACUGGGAAAGAGAGAUGGAAGAAUAUGAGGUUUUUGUCAUGACCCCUGAAAUAUUUCUGCGUAAUUUAUACCACUGCUAUAUCAAGAUGGAUUGUGUUGAGCUUCUAAUAUUUGAUGAGUGCCAUCAUGCUCAAGUCAAAAGUGACCAUUCUUAUGCAGAAAUCAUGAGAGUGUUCUAUAAAGCAAAUGAUCCUAAACGACCUCGGAUUUUUGGUAUGACUGCAUCUCCAGUUGUAGGAAAAGGUGCUUGCCAUCAGCAAAAUUUAUCUAGAAGCAUCAAUAGUCUCGAGAAGUUACUUGAUGCAAAGGUUUAUUCAGUUGAAAAUAGGGAAGAACUGCAUGCAUUUGUGUCAUCACCACUUGUUAACAUAUAUUAUUAUGGUCCUGUGGCAAAUGGGUCUUCUAGCUCCUUUAUGUCUUAUUCUUCCCGACUUGAGGACGUUAAACGCAAGUGCAUAGUGGCUCUUGGUCAGGUGAAAAGUGAGCAUGAAGUUCUGUUGGCCACCAAGAAAUUGUUGUUCAGAAUGCAUGAAAAUAUCCUAUUUUGUUUGGAAAGCCUUGGUGUUUGGGGGGCAUUGCAGGCUUGUAAAAUUCUCCUUAGUGGAGAUAACUCUGAGCGAAGUGAACUGAUAGAGGCAGCAGAGAGAAACCCAAAAAAUGACUCCUUAAGUGAUAGGUACCUUAAUCAAGCUGCUGAAAUUUUUGCAUCAGGUUGCAAGAAAGAUGGUGGAAUCUCAGAUAUGUUAAAUGUUGAUAUUUUAGAGGAUCCCUUUUUCUCAAAGAAGCUUCUACGGCUUAUUGGAAUUCUUUCUUCCUUCAGGCAACAACUCAAUAUGAAAUGUAUAAUUUUUGUGAAUAGAAUAGUUAUAGCUCGGUCCUUGUCAUACAUACUUCAGAAUCUAAAUUUUUUGGCAUAUUGGAAGUGUGAUUUUCUUGUUGGUGUACACUCAAAAUUGAGGAGCAUGUCAAGGAAGACCAUGAACCAUAUUCUUACAAAAUUCCGAUCAGGGGAGCUAAACCUCUUGAUCGCUACAAAGGUUGGUGAAGAAGGGCUUGAUAUUCAGACUUGCUGUCUUGUCAUACGAUUUGAUCUUCCUGAAACAGUAUCUAGCUUUAUCCAAUCAAGAGGUCGAGCACGAAUGCCUCAGUCUGAAUAUGCAUUCCUUGUUGAUAGUGGGAAUGAAAAGGAGCUAGGAUUGAUAAAUGAAUUUCGAAAAGAUGAAAAUCGGAUGAACAGAGAAAUUUAUUCUCGCUCGUCCAAUGAGACAUUUGAUAGUCAUGAAGAAAGCAUCUAUAGAGUGGCUUCAACUGGUGCAUCUAUUACUUCUGGACGUAGUAUAUCCUUACUGCAUGAAUAUUGCUCAAAACUUCCACAUGACGAUUACUUCGACCCCAAGCCACAGUUUUCCUAUUAUGAUGAUUUAGGAGGGACUGUAUGUCAUGUAAAUCUACCCUCCAAUGCACCGAUCCCCCAAAUUGUCAGCAGAUCACAAUCUUCCAAGGAUGCUGCUAAAAAGGAUGCUUGUCUAAAAGCUGUAGAGGAAUUGCAUAAACUUGGUGCUCUCAGUGACUAUCUCUUGCCCAUGAGAGGCAGAGGGAGUGCCAAUGAACAGGAAUCAGGACUUAACUCCUCCGAUUCUGACAGCUCCGAAGAUGAGACUUCACGUCGAGAACUUCACGAGAUGAUAUUUCCUGCUGCUCUAAAAGAGUCUUGGACUGGUUCUGGAUAUCUUGUUCUUUACUGUUACCAUAUAAAAUGUACUCCAGAUCCCAGAGAUAGAAACUACAAAGAAUUCGGUUUAUUUGUGAAGGCACCACUACCCCAGGAGGCUGAGAGAAUGGGCCUUGAGCUUCAUCUUGCACGUGGACGAUCUGUAAUGGUAAAUUUAAUACCAUCAGGGGUUGUGGAGCUUUUGGAGGAGGAGAUUACCCAGGCAGAGAGUUUUCAGGAGAUGUUUCUUAAGGUCAUUUUAGACAGAUUAGAAUUUGUUCAGGAGUACAUUCCUUUGAGGAAUAAUGCCUCUAGAUCUGUUUCAUCAUCUUACUUGUUGCUUCCUAUGAUUUUUCAUGAUAAUGAGGGAUCACUUUUCAUAGAUUGGAAUGUUAUUAGAAGAUGUUUGUCCUCCAAAAUUUUCCAAAAUGAUGCAUGCCUUAUUGUCAAGGGAACUGCUUCAUCGGAUACCCACCUGAUGCUUUAUGAUGGCCAUAGAAGGUCAAGUGAUAUUGAGAAUAGUUUAGUGUAUGUCCCCUACAAGGGUGAAUUCUUUUUUGUUACUAACAUCGAGAGGGGGAAGAAUGGACACAGUCAAUACAAGAACUCAGGCUUCUCUAGUCAUUUUGAGCAUUUAAAGACAAAGUUUGGCAUUCAUCUUAACUACCCUGAGCAGCCUCUUCUUCGUGCAAAACCUCUGUUCCUUUUGCACAACUGGCUUCAUAAUAGAAAGAGGGAAGAUUCUGAAGCGCGUCAUCUGGAAGAAUAUUUUAUUGAAUUACCUCCCGAGGUUUGUCAGUUGAAAAUAAUCGGAUUUUCAAAAGAUAUUGGAAGCUCCAUAUCUUUGUUGCCAUCAAUUAUGCAUCGUCUGGAAAAUUUGCUUGUUGCUAUUGAAUUGAAAUGUAGGCUAGCAGCUGCUUUUCCAGCGGGUGCUGAGGUUACUGCGAACAGAAUUCUGGAAGCACUCACCACUGAGAAGUGCCAGGAACGCAUUUCCCUGGAAAGGCUUGAAAUACUUGGCGAUUCUUUCCUUAAAUUUGCAGUAGCAAGGUACCUUUUUCUUACCCAUGACAAAUUCGACGAAGGAGAACUUACAAGAAGACGUUCUUAUUUGGUGAAAAAUUUCAAUUUGCUCAAGCUAGCAACUAGAAAGAAUUUGCAGGUAUAUAUACGUGAUCAGCCAUUUGAACCUAGUCAAUUUUAUUUACUUGGUCGUCCUUGCCCAAGAAUUUGUAACGAGGAAACUAGUAAAGAUAUUCAUUCUCACGAUGAUGCAACAAAUAAUGCAAAAGCCAAUGAGACCAAGUGCAGCAAAGGCCACCAUUGGUUACAAAAGAAAACGAUCAGUGAUGUGGUUGAAGCUCUGGUAGGAGCAUUCCUAGUUGACAGUGGCUUCAAAGCUGCAAUUGCAUUUCUCAAAUGGAUCGGCAUACAAGUAGAAUUUGAAGCUUCACUAGUUACCGAUGCUCUCAUGGCAAGCAAUGCUUACGUCCUACUUGCAGAUAGUAUAGACAUUUCUGCACUUCAAAAUUCAUUAGGCCAUCGGUUUCUCCAUAAAGGUCUGCUGCUUCAGGCACUCGUUCAUCCAUCUUACCACAAGCACGGAGGAGGAUGUUAUCAGAGAUUAGAGUUUCUUGGAGAUGCUGUCCUGGAUUACUUGAUCACAUCAUAUCUAUAUUCAGCGUAUCCUAAGCUGAAGCCAGGUCAAUUGACAGAUUUGAGAUCAGUGUUUGUGAGGAAUGAGGCUUUUGCCAAUGUUGCAGUAGAUAGAUUCUUCUACAAGUUCCUGCUUUGCGAUUCUACUAGCCUUCUAAGUGAUAUAAAAAGUUAUGUACACUUCAUUAAAGCACCUCCUUUUGAAAGGGAUUCACUUGAGCAGCCGAGAUGUCCAAAGGCUUUGGGAGACUUGGUUGAAUCUAGUGUUGGGGCCGUUCUUGUUGAUACAGGGUUUGACAUGAACUGUGUUUGGAAGAUAAUGUUAUCUUUUAUUGAUCCUAUUAUGAGCUUUUCAGGCUUCCAGCUUAGUCCUAUUCGGGACAUAACAGAAUUUUGUCAAAAUUGUGGCUGGAAACUAAAGUUUAAUUCAUCUAAAAUGGAAGGAUAUUAUUCAGUCAAAGCAGAGGUGAAAGGAGGCAACUUUCAUGCCACUGCUUCUGCAGCCAACCGUCGAAAGAAAGAUGCCGCGAAAAUUGCUGCAAACUUAAUACUCACAAAGCUGAAGGCCAAGGGAUUCAUACCUGAGGUCAAUUCAUUAGAAGAGAUUUUAAAGUCAAGCAAGAAGAUGGAACCUAAGUUGAUUGGUUAUGAUGAAACACCCUCGAUCACGAUUGAUCAAGUUGACAAUGGUCAUAGAACAUUAAAUGUGCUAGAAUUUUCUAGUGAACACUCGGAUCCACGCAUGCACUGUGUGGUUGACAAUUCUGAACCAGUACGCAUUACACGGAUAAGCAAAAUGCUGGUUUCUUCAUCCCGAACUGCAGGGGAACAACUGAAGCCGGCUUUUGAAGGUCAUGAUAGUCCAACAGACUUGCAGUCAUCAUCAGUAGGUCGGUCGGGGAAAACAACGGCAAGAUCCCGUCUGUAUGAAGUCUGUGCUGCGAACCAUUGGAACCGCCCUUCCUUUGAUUGUAUGAAUGAGGAAGGACCAAGCCAUUUAAAGAUGUUUACUUACAAGGUUGUAUUAGAGAUUGAAGAAGCCCCUGAUACGAUUUUUGAGUUCUUCGGAGCACCUCAUUUGAAAAAGAAGGCUGCAGCUGAGCAUGCGGCCGAAGCAGCUCUUUGGUACUUGGAGAAGGGAGGAUACUGGCUGGGACAGACUGAUACAAUAAGCGAUGACUGAAAGCCAUUUCGUGUGGAUAGCUAAUGUAAAACUCUAGUAGAAUAGAACCAUAUGAAUAGCCAUGUAAAGAUUGUAUAGAACAGUUGUAACUAUUUUAUCAAUUCUGGGUGGGAGUCUUGUGUACGUAGUUAUUCAUGUAAUUUAUCCAUUUAUUAUAUUAUGUGUUGUAACUUGUAAGAUGUAAGUUGCGGACAAACUAUUGGACAAAUAUGUGAGUUGUACUACUCAUUAUUAUUAAAUCUGAUUAAAUUACAAAAUUCAGUUCCGAAUUACGAUA